Chaetomium globosum CBS 148.51 is the source of this 303-nucleotide messenger RNA. RefSeq lists its product as uncharacterized. The transcript has a single exon. Lineage: Eukaryota; Fungi; Ascomycota; Sordariomycetes; Sordariales; Chaetomiaceae. The record is from RefSeq and is a predicted model, not a curated record. Bases 1 to 303 code for a protein of 100 amino acids.
AUGAUGCCCGCAGUUUCUCCGACGGGAGGGUCGAGGUCUAGACGAAGGGGGCGACGAAGGGAGGGCGAGCAAGGGCUCGGCGCAUCAGUCUCCGCGCGGCAGGCCCCAGUCGCAACCGUUGGCAGCUGGGACGCGGGGGGUGGGUCUCGCGCUUCAUGCUCCAACAACGGGAUAUUCCUUUCUUCCUCUGGCCUAUCUCGGGAUUACUGUGGACAGCGCGGCGCGUGGCUGCGGGAUCCGAGAAACAGGUCACGGCUAGACCCUGGUUCUGGUUCUGACUGCUUGAAGACGGGCUGCCCGUAA